AUGAAUUCUAUCCAAUUUCUUACUUUUCCAGAAAUACAAACAAUUAUUUCGAAAAUAAGCGAUUUAUAUUACAAAGAGCUCGGAUUUUCAUACAAAAUAAUCAAUGACAAUCCGGGUGACGAACUAAUCCCUGAAAAUUUCAAUCCAAAAAUUUUAAUUUUUUUACCAAAAGAAGAAAUUGUUCCAUCUCCAUCAAUUGUCUACGGAACGAGUAUAUAUAACCUUGCUACAACACUACGAGUCGAAAAUGACGUUUUUGUUAGCAAUUUUCUUUACAAAAAAUUUAUUUUUGAUGUCAGAGACCAAACUAUUAAAUUUGAAAAAGGGAAUACUCCAUUUGGCAAGCAUAUAGCCUUAGUAUACCGCUUUUACCAGAAAAAUGACACUUGUGUCCUUAAUAUUCCAUCAUUUGUCCUCAGACACGAAAAAACAAAAAUUUACAGAUACGAAAACGAUACAAAAGUAGAGACGAUAACAUGUUACAACAUGAAUACCGAUAAAAACGAACAAAUAAAGCAUUCAUGGAAUAUCAGGUUAUCUUGUCAAGAAAAAGACACAGAUUUACUACUAAUGGAUACAUACGAUGAUGUAUAUUAUUUCGAAUACGAUCCUGGCCGCAUUCUUUUAUCAACAAAUCCAAUUCCUUCAAUAUGCGGAAAAUCUGUUUUAGUUAUGAAGAGUUAUCAACAAAUUAAGAGGAUUGUAUGGAUAAAUAACACAUUGGUAUCCAACAAAGACUCAGAUUUCGUGACUUUUUCUCAUUUUAAUUCAGAUCUUAAAGAUCAAACGGUUGUAUACACAAAUUACUUUGUUCCUGCAAUUGUGACCAAGGAAAUGUAUACACCACCUCAAUUAAUUGUUGAAUUAAUCAAUGACAAAAAUAAAAUUGAAAAUUUUGUUGUCACGAACAUGCUGAAUGGGAAAAUUGUUAAGAAAUACUCAAUAGAUGAAUCAAUUGACUUCAAUCUCCCUGUAGUUCUGUUCCAAACCAUUUUAAUUAAUCAAAAUAAUAUUAUUCCGUUUUUAUUCAACGAAAAGUUGAUUUCGGACAAAUGUUACAUUGCCAAUCGCAAAAACAUCAAAAAUGUAACAGAAUCAGAGAGAUUUGUCCAAAUUCAAAAAGAUGAUUUUUCUUUUUACUUCUUGAACUUGAAAGAACCCACUCUUGUCUCUUACUGUCUAUCAGGAAGCCCUCCAACGGUGAUUGCAUCCCUUGCAAAGUACUUUCUUCUGUAUGUUUUCGAUUUGAAAGUAAUUUCAAGCGGAAAAACGAUUACAAUUGAUCCGGAUGGACUUAUUAAUAUCGACCAGCUCCAAAAUGUCUCGCAAAUAGAGAUAAUUCAUAAAUCAAAACAAAUAAAAAUUUAUGAAAUCUCUUUGAAGGUUAAUAGUCACAAAACGAGUAGGGAACCAGAGAUAACCUCUUAUUUCGAUGGUUCGUACAAGAAAAUACCAUUGCAAUCAAAAGAUAAGGAAAAUUUUUAUUAUUUGCUUGACAAAUCAUCAAAAGUCACUAAAAUUGUGAUACCUGAUGAAAUCAACCUUGUGUUCUUUGAUUGCAGCUUGAUUACCUCAACUUCCUUGUUAAUUUGA
Trichomonas vaginalis G3 is the source of this 1593-nucleotide messenger RNA. RefSeq lists its product as uncharacterized. Lineage: Eukaryota; Parabasalia; Trichomonadida; Trichomonadidae. The transcript has a single exon. The record is from RefSeq and is a predicted model, not a curated record. Bases 1 to 1593 code for a protein of 530 amino acids.